Molecule: messenger RNA, 874 nt
Organism: Haliotis rubra (blacklip abalone)
Lineage: Eukaryota; Metazoa; Mollusca; Gastropoda; Lepetellida; Haliotidae
Product: Fanconi anemia group I protein-like
Exons: 8
Coding region: 110-874 (254 amino acids)
Biological process (GO): DNA repair
Molecular function (GO): DNA polymerase binding
Source: RefSeq, a predicted model, not a curated record
GAAUUACCCGCGAAAUUUGAGGACAUCUGAGAAGGAAGAUCCAGCUGACGGCUUUGGUCGUGCCAUCUGUCAAUUUCAGGAUUUAACUUAAGACCUGUGUAUAUGCUAAAUGAUGGAGAAGAAAAUAGUAGGACUAAGUGAUGCAGGCAAGAUGGAUGAACUGUCAGCUGCACUGGAUGACCUGCAACCAUCCCAGCUGACAGACAUGCUGAACAACUUAAUUCUCAAAGGACGAGGAGAUCCAUUGGCCUUUUUACAAGCAGUUUUCCAAGGGUCUCCAUCAACGGAGACUUCUGGAGUGGAGCGUCUCCUCCUGGUGUAUAAGCAUCUUGUCAAGAUUCUACACAAGAAUGAAAUCAACACCAAGAUGGCAUCAAAUUUGGUUGGACUCAUGAUGCUUGAGGCUGACUCUCUCCCUGGUACAGUGUUGGUGGAGCUGGCCAGCAGUUUCGUGGAGUCCAUCAAGGAGGGGACGCUACAGGGAGGAAAAGCACUGGAGCUGUUCCCUAAGUUGCUGUCAGUGUUGUUGAUCCAGGAGGCAGUGGUGUACGGGGAGAGCUCCAUGAAGGGAUCAGAGUACAAGAGUCAUGUCCUCAACACUGUCUGCUCCUGCAAAUGGAACCCACAGAGUGUCCUUCACCUUGCUGCCAUGUUCCGGGACGUCCCCCUCACACAGGAGGAACUCAAGUUUGUUGUUGAGAAGGUCCUACGUGGGAUGCGUGACCUUGACCUCCAGGAUCUACCUGCACUGGUCUAUCAGCUGUUGUUGCUGGCUGCAAAGGGUCAUAAGAGGUUGGUUCUGGAAGGGAUCACUGACUUCUUCAUAGACCAGGACAACCUUCAAGCGGAGUCGGAAACCAGGAAAGGUAAAUGA